AUGGUGAUAGCUCCUUUAUCGCUGUUGCUGCGAAAUAUUGUUGGUCCGUAUAGAAAAUCUACUAGAGCUUUGAAGCUGCCAGAAGGACCUAUAGAGGUCUACCAUCUCUUCUAUAUAGAUGAUCCAAAGUCCAAGUCGCUCUACAAGUAUGCCCUUCUAAAUGUAGAUCAACUGUGGUCUCGUACCAGAGAAAGCUAUGGCUGCAAGCAAAGGAUUGUGCUCAACCAGCAUGCGGUUCGCCAAAAGGUCAACGGGUACAACCAAGCGGUGAUCUUAAAACCAAAAUAUGCCACCUCGUGCCAUUAUUUACGGAACGAUACAUUCUGCACAAGUAGAAAGCAAGCAAGAGCGUUCGAUGAGUCGGUUCGUAAACUGUUAGCAGAAUCGCACCUGCCUUUGGAACAACACAGCGUCAGAUCCACAUCCGAAGUUGCUGUGGAAGAAGGGCACUUGUCUCCAUCAUUACGCGGCGAGGAUUCCGGGGCUUCUGAAUCGCUCGAAGUACUGCAGGAUGAUCGCGUUCAAGAAGAAGAAAUCCAGGGUUGGUGUCGUAUGUAA
Messenger RNA from Cooperia oncophora, 558 nucleotides. The record is from the annotation of a GenBank genome assembly. Lineage: Eukaryota; Metazoa; Nematoda; Chromadorea; Rhabditida; Trichostrongylidae.